CACAGCUUCACAGACGGUAUCGAUUCGCCGACAUCCACCACCACAACAAAAAUGUCCCAGUUGGGUAGAUCAUCGCGCGCCUGCAUUCUAUGCCAUAAAAAAAAGGUUAAAUGCGAUCUUGCGUCAGGGAAGCAGCCAUGUACAAACUGCGAGUUAGGGGAUCUUAGAUGCAGGCCGCACCAACGGAAACGCAAACACUAUUCUAUAAGUCCUUCCCCGCCGCCCCCCACGGCUUCUCAGGCGCGUGAAUUUCCUCAAUCUAUCCUAGAGACGCAGGGACAUGGGGAUAUCCAUCCCGGGCCUCAAAAUGAUACGUGGAGGCCUGGAACCCCGUCUGUUUCGAGACAGUCCUGUACCCGAGAAACGCCAGCUCGAGUACUCACCCCAGUAACGCGAUCAGAAAGAAGCGUGCAUACGAUCAUUUCAGGUCAACCGCCUCAAGAAAUAGAUAAUGCACGUCCGACUCCCAGUGGGGAAAGCUACGUUGGUCGUAGCGAAUACCUCGGAGGUAAUAUACCAUUCAAUGAAAGUAUGGCAAUAGAAGCCAAUCCAGCUAGAAAUAUUGGGCUAUCGGAAGUUGACCUUCAAAUACUACAUCUACAGAAAGCGUUUGAUCUUCCUCCACGGGCCACUCGAGAAGGCCUCAUUGAUAAGUAUAUGGAGUUAUGCUCGCCAUGGACACCUAUCAUCGAGCGCAGUUGGCUGGAAGAGACAGAUGGCUCUCAACCUUCACUCUUACUACUACAGGCAGUAUUACUCGCAGGCAGCCGGGUAACAUCUAAUACCCUUGUGUAUGCAUCGUCCCAGGAGUUCUAUCGGAGGGCUCGGGCACUGUUCUUUUCUGGCUACGAGAAGAAUAUAAUGUUCUCGAUCAUGUCUCUUUGCCUGCUUCAGUGGUGGAAUCCAACAGGGCCAGAGGAGAUAUCGACUGAUACGAGCGGGUUCUGGGUGCGCAUUGCAGUUGGGAUGGCAUACCAAGUUGGACUACACCGGGAGCCGUCCGCGGCGAACAAAAAAGAUCAGAUGGGCAGGCGAAGACUAUGGUGGAGUCUUGUGUGCCGAGAUAAUAUCAUAUCUGUUGGUGUGGGGCGACCUCGAACUAUUAAUCUAGAAGACAGUGAUGUCCGCCUCCCCUCCGUCGAGGAUUUCCCCGUACAAGACUCCAAAGCCCGGUUAUUUGUUGCUUUUGUCUCGAUUUGUCAACUACUCGGAGAUGUGGCGCAGUGCUAUCGGCGAAAACGCCUCACGCCAUCACGCCGACAGGAUCUCGAAAACGCGUUGUAUCGAUGGGUCAAAGAGCUUCCCUCAGAAUUUCACGUACUCCACAAAGGCCGAAAAGACCCGAGCUCAUAUAAUUUUGAGGCACGACAAAUCCUUGUGCCAUACUUCGUCAUCUUAGUUAUCCUCAAUCGCGGGCCUGUUGCCGGAAGCGUCCCAUCCACAGUGUCUCUUGUUGCUUCAUCGUUUGUUGCGAGCAUAUACGAGGAGUUUAUUGCAAGGGAUGAAAUUCGCCAUCUUGGACCAGUAUUUGCAUUUUAUGCUCUUGCCGCUGGACUCUCACAGCUUUCCGGAUACAGAUACAGGUCACUAGGUAAUGCAGCAGAGGAAAACUUCAAGACCAUCCGGAUGUCGCUUGAGCUACUCUCUAAGAGGUGGGGGUCAGCGAACGGGGCCCUACGAGCUCUCCCCGAGGCUAGAAAAGCUGUCUUACGAUUGCCACUGUAUAGUGAGCCUCCGGCAUGCAUUCCGACAAACUCUCUCUUGCUUUUUAGCGACUUCGAUGCAAGUCGCUGCAACAUGGGGCAUCUGUGUGACACGAAUACAACGAUCCCAGAUUAUGGGGCAGAGAAUGUUGGAGGAGACCAAUUUGCGACUGCUGAUAUGGGGCCGGUUGUGUCAAGCCUCCAACAGCGCGAGCAGCUUGGGAUACAGGCAGGACAGCUGCCAGCGAUAGGGAUGCUGGGGGAAACCUCCGAAAAUUUAUUUGAGGCGUCGCCCUCUGCAUUUCCCAUGUUUGCCGACGGAGGGUAUGAAUACCAGCAACUAGAAAGCUUCUGGGGGUCGGCAGAUCCACUUGGCUCUUGGCUACUGGAUGAUUUUCAUCAUUAAGGCAUCUGACCACGCAGCUCGUCGUCAUUAGGAGCAUUCACGAGGCAUAAUUCCAGAAUUAGGCGCCAUAUACGAUCUACCUCAAGACGAUACAUCGUGCAUUGCCUCGCGAUAUCCUGAGAACCGACGAAUAUUAUUAAAAUUUAUUCAUUAUUUACAUAUCCUUCUAAACUCGCAACUCCCGAGACAGGCUCCUGGCCCAUAUGCGUGCAGAACAGUUCUGCCAUCAGUUCGUCAUUCCAGUCAUCAUUGUCAUUCUCCGUAGUUGAAAUAUCCGAAGGAGGAUACGAAGUAGCAAUUUUGAAACCCGGGGUACCAAGUGACAAAUUAUCGUCCAUCUCACUACCCGUUCUCGGCUUAAACAUACUGUCUGGCGGCGGAGAAAGUAAUUCCUCGCCCGAAUGUGUAGAUUUGGAAGUGUUCAUUACAUCCUGCAAGAUGUCCAUUGCCUGUUGAACUCUACUCAACGUUGUGGGCUCCGGUUCCCAGGUACUUCGUUCCUUGCCUCUUCCGCCCUCCUCCGCAUUUUGGAAGUAUAGCCGGAACUUUUCAACAAUGUGAGGGGGCAUCAUAUUUAACCAUCGUGAAAGCUCUGGAUCUUCGGGCGUUGGAAAGCUCGGCUUUUGCGCUGGGAAUGAUCCCGGAUAACAGUCUCCAUUAUGACCCGCAUUCCUGGUCGCCGAAAGUUGAGUCUGGCCAUCGAUUUGAGACUGUGAAUUUAGGUACUGAUUCCGAAUAAAUUGCAAAGGAUGGUUUGCUCCGAGGCGUUCUAACGAGGGCAGCCAGUCGCCAGAAAUAGAAUCAAUCGGCGUAAGUGGAUGAUAAAGAGGAUUGACGUCGUAGCGCUUCUUUCGACGCUCGGGAACCACACACUCUUUCUUGUCAAGUUUGCAAUUGCAACAAGGAAUGCCAUGCUCUGCCACAUCGCACCUCACUUUCCUCGAUCUACAGCCGCGGCAGGCCAUUGUUGCUCUUCUCCGGCCAUUAGAUUUGGGGGUUUUAGACUUGGAAGGUCUUGCCCGUUCGUCUGGAGAAGCAGGAGGCGUCUGCGACGGUGAUAAACAUUGCUCCAUGGGACAUUGCUCAUCACUCAUGAUGUAGGAUUUAUGUAAGUUAUGUAUCGGAAAUAUGUUGUGAAAUGAUAUAGGUGAUAAAUCCCUUCAGCAAGCAGUUGAGAGCUAUGGAGUAGUAUAACUAGAUGAGGAAAGGCACCGAUUUAAGAGCUUCAUCCUCGUAAUUAUUAUACUGUGCCGGCGAUUCUCGGAUGCACUAGAUAUAAUCUGUCAGAUGCCUGUGGUAUGGUGUGACGGCAACCCCAAUUAAGUUGGUAUUGGUGUGCCGGCAAUCCUAGUUAAGUUAGUCUCGGCGAACGACGGCGAUGGUCCCCCAACGACAUCCAAAC
Molecule: messenger RNA, 3511 nt
Organism: Pseudogymnoascus verrucosus
Lineage: Eukaryota; Fungi; Ascomycota; Leotiomycetes; Thelebolales; Thelebolaceae
Exons: 4
Coding region: 52-2109 (685 amino acids)
Biological process (GO): DNA-templated transcription; regulation of DNA-templated transcription
Molecular function (GO): DNA binding; DNA-binding transcription factor activity, RNA polymerase II-specific; zinc ion binding
Source: RefSeq, a predicted model, not a curated record